CUUGACUACGAGGGAGGUCCUUCUAGCCCAGCCCCAAGUGAUCACUUUACUUCCACUGAGGCAAAUGCUGCUUUCCCAAUUGCAGAAAUCAAACUGGAGACAUACAGUUUUACUCAGCACCCCGUCAUCUCAGACCAAUCCAUAAGGAAUCUGGCCCCAUGGCUACAAUUACCAGUCAGAUCCUUGCAGCUGUGGCUGGUCUGAGAGACACAGUGAAAAUCAAUGCUCAGGCAGCAGCAGUAAUGUUGACCUCAGUCCUGAAAGAGCAGAGGAAUAAUAUAAAAGAAAAGGUGCCAGAGAUCGUGGAUAUUAUUUACUUCCACCUGCAGGCAACACAGGAGGACAGUGCCAGGCAGGCAGCUAUGGGGGCUGUGUGUUUACUAGCUGAGAAGCACACACAAGAAGUAGUCUCAGCCCUACUGAGAGUCUCACUCCCAUGUGACAGCCAUGUCAGUCAGCUAUGGGAAGCCCUUGGCAGAGCCAAAAAGCCUGUCAGCCUCCGGGUGCUUGCUGAGCUGCUAGCGAUGCUAAAAAGAAGACCCUGCCUUGAGACGAGUGAAACCUCUGGGUUGAGCAGUAGCUUUGAGGAUGCCUCUAUUUUGCCUCUAGCUACAUCACGGGCCCUGUGCAUAAUAUUCAGUAACAAAGAAUGCCUGGUGCCUAUGGGUGCUUUUUAUGUAUCUGUGUUAAUCUUCCUGAUUAUUCAUCUGCAUUACCUGGUGAGCUUCCCAGAGGUUGUGUACGGCUGGGAGGACAGGUUCCAAACAUCCAGCUUUGUGAGCUGUACAGUGGAGGCUCUGAAAGCUGUGAUGAAAAGAGAGAAAUACUCUUUGAUGCAAUCUGUAAGUCUGGCAGGAGCCUGGGACCUUUUAUCCAUGCCAGAGACUUAUCUGGAAGGAGUUCUCCUUCUGGCUAGAGCCAUUUUAAAACACCACCGGAGCCUGGAUUUUGCCGUGUUUACCAAAGUGGCCCCUCUCCUGCACCAUGGGGAUGACAAACAGAAGCUGACAGCAAUGGCCUUGUUCACUGGGCUUCUCUCUACUGAGUCCACAUACGUGACAUUAAAAAAGCAAUAUAUUCUGGGCCACCUGAAGAACUGGCAUGUUGAUCCAAGGCCUGCUGUCCGCUGGCUUGCUCUUCUUGGACUUGGAAAUGUUGCACUUCACUUGCAGAAGAAGACAGAGGUCAGAGCCCUACUUAAUGAUGUCCUUGAGACUUUUAAUGACCCAGAUGAGAAGGUAAUUCUGAUGGCUUUUGAGGCUGCUACCAAAAUUGUCAACUGCCACAAACAGAAGGACCAUCUUGACACAGAAUUUGUGAAAAUUGCCGGACAGCUUCACCCAUUCCUGGCUGAUGAAAGGCACAAAAUAAGCUGUGCUGCAGCUAAGCUUUUGGGGGAUCUGCUCAGGGCCCUCAGUGGGAAACAUAAAUCCUUCAUGCAGGAGCAGGUCCUCAACAGUAUGGUCCCACUGCUGCUAAAUCUGCAGCAACAGCAUCCUGAUGUGAUCAAGAGCUGUGCAGACACCUUACAGGAGUGUAAAGCCUUGCUGGGAUGGACUUUAAAUGACAAGAGUGAAUCCUGGGACAGUAUCUGUGAGCACCUGGCUGAGUGGUAUCCAGAAAGACUAUGGAGCUUCUUACACCAGGCUCAAGAGUAUCUCAGAAGCCCGUGUGCUUCUUCAAGAAGAGCUGCCAGCAUAUUCAUAGAUGUCAUAAUCCAGCAUCUGGAAAACAGCCUACUGCAAAAGGAAGCCAUGGAUUUAUUGCAAGGUGGUGCGAGUAUUGCCACUGAGGAGGUGAAGAGAAUAUGCAGCCCUUUCCCAGUACCAUGUGCCAUGGCCUGCUGCUUCCUGUGUUCUUGUGGAUUUGCUGUUCGAUCCUAAAGUCUCUGUCCUUAGCAUCAUCACCAUCGACAUCAGGAUAGAGCAGGAAUCAGUUUUGUGUGCAAUUCUCAAUGAAAAUGAUCUUCUCUUUCUUCCUAGUACUGUAUUUUAUAAUAGUAACAUCCAACAAUUAACAAAGAAGUCAGUGACUGAC
Messenger RNA from Pelodiscus sinensis (Chinese soft-shelled turtle), 2037 nucleotides. Its product is annotated as maestro heat-like repeat-containing protein family member 6. Gene Ontology annotation, cellular component: cytoplasm. NCBI's taxonomy places the organism in Eukaryota, Metazoa, Chordata, Testudines, Trionychidae. The record is from RefSeq and is a predicted model, not a curated record.